AAGAAAAAGAAAAAAAAGGACUCUAAGCUGAGCUUUCACAAGAGCACGCCAAGCUUCCUUUCCCUCGCUUCUCUCUUUUUCUUUCCCGAGAAAAUCCGAAAGCUAAUCUCUCUUUUCUCGGAUCUCAUCUCUCCAUGGCCGAUACUUUCGAUCCGACAAAACCUCCUCGUCAAGAACAAAUACAACAAAAUGGGGAGAUUGGGGUCCCACUGUCACUUUCACUCUCGGAUCACUCGGAUCCGCCCAAAACAUCCUGGUCCGCCUUCAUCAAUUCCCGCCUGAACGCUACCCCUCCGAGGAGCCGCCAAGCCUCGCCGGCUCACUCCCCUCGUCUCGGCCCCAGCCGCUUCUCCAUCGCCGACCGAUCCUCCGAUUCUCAUCAUGAAUCGUUUCGAGAUCGGAAGAUGCAGAAGAGAGCGAAGAGGAAGAAGCUAGGGAAGAUGUCGCACGGCAAGAGGCGAAUCAAAGGGUUCUUGACCUUGAUUUGCUUAUUGGCUCUGUUCUUGUUCGUGAACUGGAUCAUGCUUUUGCGGCUACAAGAGCAUGGAAUCGUUCAUCACAAAUCUCGCUCUUCUAUCAAUAAUUCGCCUGUUUCUGCCCGGAAAGGAUUACGAAAAAUUGGUAAAGGAAAAGCCACACAGAAAGGGAACUAUGGAAGGAUGUUGGCUUUAGCUGCCCAUGCCUUGGCAGAGGGACAAAAUAAAGCUGAGCCAAAAGAUUUGUGGAAGGAGCCUUUUAUUCUUGCUUCUUCUUGGAAACCUUGUGCCGACCAACGCAACUGGGAACCUAAUGAGGGAAAGAAUGGAUACAUUUUAGUCACUGCAAAUGGUGGGAUGAACCAGCAGAGAGUUGCUGUCUGUAAUGCUGUUGUUCUUGCAAGGUUACUCAACUCCACUCUGGUUGUUCCAAAAUUUUUGUACAGUAGCGUUUGGAAAGAUGUAAGUCAAUUCAGUGAUAUCUAUGAGGAGGAGCAUUUUAUUAACUACUUGUCACCUGAUAUCCGGAUAGUGAAGGAACUACCCAAGGAGCUGCGUUCAUUAAACUUGGAGGCUAUUGGUAGCGUUGUGACCGAUGAAGACAUCAGAAAAGAGGCAAAGCCAAGUUUUUACUUGAAAAACAUUCUCCCAAUAAUCCUUAAAAAUGGAGUUGUCCAUUUGCUCGGAUUUGGAAAUCGCUUGGCAUUUGAUCCAAUACCUUUUCAGUUACAGAGACUUCGAUGCAGAUGUAAUUUCCACGCUUUGCAAUUUGUUCCCAAGAUCCAACAAAUUGGCGCUUUGCUUCUCCAAAGGUUGCGUCAACAUGAAGGUCACCCUGGUGGACCACUGGAUCAAUAUCUCGUUGGUUCAUAUGCACAAGAAUUUAGAAAACAAAAUCAAACUCGUCCAAAGAAAGCUUCCAGAUAUCUAGCUUUACACUUGAGGUUUGAAAUUGACAUGGUAGCUCAUUCUUUAUGUGAAUUUGGUGGAGGUGAUGAAGAGAGGCGAGAGUUGGAAGCUUACCGUGAAAUCCAUUUCCCUGCAUUGACACUUCUUAAGAAGACCACAAAGUUGCCUUCUCCCCAAGAACUUAGAUCAGAAGGGUUGUGUCCUUUAACGCCAGAAGAAGCAGUACUUAUGCUUGCUGCUCUUGGUUUUAAUCGUAAGACACAUAUAUUUGUGGCAGGCUCACAGAUAUAUGGAGGCAGAUCAAGGUUGGUUGCUUUGACAAGCUUAUAUCCAAAGUUGGUUACUAAAGAGAAUUUGCUUUCGUCAAGUGAACUUGAACCAUUCAUGAAUUUUUCAUCUCAGUUAGCGGCACUGGACUUCAUAGGAUGCACUGCUGCCGAUGCUUUUGCAAUGACAGAUUCGGGGAGUCAGUUAUCGUCCUUGGUAUCUGGUUUUCGCGUAUAUUAUGGCGGGGGGAAUAUGCCGACAAUACGACCAAACAAGCGUAGGCUAGCGAGCAUCUUUAUGAAGAAUUCAACCAUCGAGUGGCGUGUGUUUGAGCAGAGAGUUAGGAAGGCAAUUAGACAAACUAAACAUGUCCGAACAAGGCCCAAGGCAAGGAGUGUUUACCGGUAUCCACGGUGUAAAGAGUGUAUGUGCAGAACAGAAUAACGGUACUCUUUUUUUUUUUUUUUCUUUU
This is a messenger RNA of Morus notabilis, 2124 nucleotides long. RefSeq names its product O-fucosyltransferase 2. The record is from RefSeq and is a predicted model, not a curated record. NCBI's taxonomy places the organism in Eukaryota, Viridiplantae, Streptophyta, Magnoliopsida, Rosales, Moraceae.